CAGAAGUGCGGAAGACCUUGUCAUAUUGUUGGAGAGUCAGCCUCGUGCAGUCAAGCCCCAUUUUCACCAGCCUCAUUUGCAGCGCGAUCAGGAAAGCCCGCUUCCGCUUGCCUCGGGUCCAGAACGUCGACGACCCAAUUGACCACCGAAUCCACGCCGGCCAGUCCGUCGACAUACCGCUAAGAUGUCGGGCAGAUAUGCUUUCGCCAAGGGUCUGAAGGAGCUGCGGUUCCUCUUUUGCCAAACCGGCGAACACAGCUCCGCGACGAGGUCCUUCCUCACGCGAGCUUACCCGAUCAUGAAGAAGAACAACCCGACGAUUCCCAUCAUGCUGCGGGAAGCUCAGGGCACCCUUCCCCGGGUCUAUGCGCGAUACGGUCCGUCGACAAGUUGCUUCCGCGAUGAGCCGUGGGACUUGCUUGCUAACAAUUGAGGCAGAGUUUGGAAAGGAGAAGAGCGAGUCGUUGGAAGGU
This is a messenger RNA of Thermothelomyces thermophilus ATCC 42464, 473 nucleotides long. RefSeq lists its product as uncharacterized. The record is from RefSeq and is a predicted model, not a curated record. The transcript has 2 exons. NCBI's taxonomy places the organism in Eukaryota, Fungi, Ascomycota, Sordariomycetes, Sordariales, Chaetomiaceae. The coding region runs from base 185 to 433 and encodes 82 amino acids.